CACCCGAUGUUAAUUCGUUAAACUAAAUUGAUUUACGUCCACGUAACUGGUUUCAUCUCACAUUUACUCCGAACAACGCCCUAGACAAGCACACGCUGCGUAAAUCUAGGAAGGAAUAUUUAACGACUAAUAUUUUAUACUUGCAGAUUUAAUGUUAAAAUAGAAAACUUAUAUUUGAAUUUCAACUUGUUAUGACGUCAUGAAGCAUCAAUCACAACCAAUCGUUACGUCACAAUCAAAAAUCGUUCAUUUUGGGGAGGAAAGUGGAUACUCAACUACGACAUCUAGCGAAGAAGGCACAUUACAGCGCGGUUUCACAACUCAAGCUUACAAAUCAGGUUUUGAAACUGAAGCAAUCCUGAAAAAUUCCAAGUUUUUAAAAAUGGUAUCUCAAGGUGCCGCUAUGGAGGAGGCGAGAUCGAAAAAAUCCACAACCCGCCACAAGAGGCGCAGUAAGCACAAUUAUCUGGAACGCCCACCCUCUCCAUCGUCACAAUACUCAUCUACGUCAUCUCUUUCGCAACAAUACGGUUACCAAGACAACUUCAGUAAUUACGCUAUGAAUGAUUUUCACCUCAGAGCGCCACAGAAGCAAGUUUAUCCUACACUUACGUCAUUAAAUGACGUCACACAACAACGUCACGCAUUGCUUUCAGGGAGUGAAGGAAAUUUAGCCGACAGGUCAAGCAUGGAUGAUAUGACGUCAUCAUUCGAAGACCUUGACGUCACAGGUGACGAUGACGUCAUCAAAACGGCAGCUUUUCAUCAAUUUCAUCAGAGUAUGAACGAGAUUAAAUCAUACCAGACUGAUAAAACUGACCCCCAAUACGAUAUGGGGUAUUAUAAUGUGGGUGACCACUCACAUAACCCAUACUAUGACCCCCUGGAUAUAUCUGAACUACAUUAUGAACAAAAUAAAAAGCGGGUGAUCAUUUCAACUUCCCCUUCAAGUAGUUCGGGGGUGGGAAGUCCCUUGAAACCGUCCCCGAUUCGAGGGAUUUUGAAGAACACCAAAGGAAGUCCCCAGUACUCGACAUCCAGCACACCUGUGCGUAAAAACUCACUCACAAACGCCCAACAAUUCUCAAAAAGCGAAGAAAACUUGACGUCAAUCAAACGUAUAACCCCACCCAGUCUCCCCUCCCCUCUCAGCCCCGGGGAUCGGAAAUCGGCUUUUGUAGUGGUGAAGCGCCGAGCCGUUAACAAACCAACGCUACCGGAUGGUCCCGCCGUAGCGGUUCAUCCUCCAGUGCACCAGAUGUUAAACCAACAUGGGUUCGAAUCCCACCCCGACCAGUUCCAGUUUCCUCACAGUUGUGGCAAAGGUGUUAAAAACCAAACUUUACAAAUGUUAGUAACUCCCCGAAACAGCUCAAUAGCGCCCCCAAGUUCAACGAUACAAUACAACACAAUAACAAGCCAACUGCAACCUCCCCAAACUUCAAAAAAUGUUUACAAUGAGCCAUCUAGUGGCCUCCCUGGUCACCACCACCCCCACGGGCCCCCAAAAUCUGGCCCAGGAGGGAUAAUUUACAUCCCCGCCCAAAUCGACGAAAACGGGAUUGCAAGACCAGUUCCACAAAACCUCCCUCGCGGUUGCCAUGACAAUUCAUGUCGUAUUAGCGAUUACCAUGACGACAGUGACCGUCAUAGCAACAGUAGCCAUGGCACCAACCUGAGCAUCUCGAAACACGAUAGCCCACUCCCUCCAGCGGAAACCUUGAGCAACGAGGCGACGAGACUUCGACAUUUCCUAGAAAACGUGAACCCUGAUGAUCUCAAACUCAGACUAGAGAAAUUGCUUGAUACGAAGGACCCGGGUUCGAUACACGCCCUCACCAAGCUUUUCCCCGGGACGGAAUUCACAGCCGAUGCAGCCCACUGCGUCAGAUGCCAUAAGGAUUUCAAUCCACGUGACCCAGGCAGAUGCAUCCUACCCCACCCCGAGAGAAUGGUCGCAAAGAUAGCACAGGACACAAUGGGCGCCGAUUUCGUCUGCGGAUGCUGCAACGCCGGAUUCAGACUCAUCAAGAUGGAUUUCUAUGAGGAAUCGACCAACUCUCUUCUUACUGGCCAUUGCUACAGUGGAAUGCAUACAACCGACCCUGAUAGUGUCGACUACAGAAUCGAUGGAGGAUCGGCCAAGUCCUGCGAGGAAUUCGGAUGUGUCGAAUUUUACGUCUGAUUCGAGACUAGAAGCCAUAUCGCCACGACCACCAUCCUUACAUCGCCAUGACAACCUAUUUUACGUCAGCUAAUAAAAUGAAUUAACAGCCAUGAAGAAUAUUCUACGUUUGAACUCUUAUCUCCAUGACAAAAAUAAAACCAUGGCAACUACGUUCACCAUGACAACAGGCAACAGGGUUUCGUUGGAACAAAUGUCGUCUGGUACGAUACUUGUUCUUAAAUUCGUAGGCCGUGGCACAAAGUCUGGUCAGAGACUUAAUUUGUUACCAUGACAACAGUUAUGCAUGACAGAUAUCGUUCCAAAUGUUUUUUUUAUCGCGAUAACCUAAAGAUUUGUCUUAAUUUACGUUUUGUUUUAUUUUUGUUGUUCCGUGAAUCACCCAUUGUCAUUUACAUAUAAGUGACCACUUAUCUAGAGCCUUGUUUUGAGCGAAACACCUUAGAAAAUCCUAAUAUAUAUUCAUUUACGAUUUCUAUCAACGCUGAAGCUCAAAACAACGCUGUGUAUAUGCAGUCACUUGGGGACGCAAAUGAGUUUACAGGUGCCGUUAUUCCUCCCCCUUUUUAUUUUUAAUAUUCAAAUAUUCCUAAUAUUUAAUAAUUUCUUUAGUAAUUUCAUUAUUUGAUUUUUCAUGAAUUUUUCUAAUUUUGUUUUUAAUUGUAUUUGAUGUAGUGAUUACGUAACUAUAUGACGUCAUUUUUUGAUUACGAAUUAAAGUUGAUGAAA
Molecule: messenger RNA, 2914 nt
Organism: Styela clava
Lineage: Eukaryota; Metazoa; Chordata; Ascidiacea; Stolidobranchia; Styelidae
Source: RefSeq, a predicted model, not a curated record